Molecule: messenger RNA, 3645 nt
Organism: Musca domestica (house fly)
Lineage: Eukaryota; Metazoa; Arthropoda; Insecta; Diptera; Muscidae
Product: RYamide receptor
Exons: 9
Coding region: 1436-3148 (570 amino acids)
Biological process (GO): lipid metabolic process; neuropeptide signaling pathway
Cellular component (GO): membrane
Molecular function (GO): lipase activity; neuropeptide Y receptor activity
Source: RefSeq, a predicted model, not a curated record
UUCGACCGGCAGUCGUUCGUGUACGGACUUUUGAAAAUUCUCCUUAGAAGAAAAUUUAGUGCGUCUUUAGAUGGGCGAAUGUGCGGAUGUUUUAUGUUCGUUAAAAGAUUUCAAAGACGAACGGAAAUAUUUGAAAUUUGAAUAGUAAAAUAAAUUAUAUUAAAAAUCUAAAAUAAGUUAUAAUUGAAAGUGUCAACUUUGUGUGUUGAAAAGUUAAUACAACACAUAAAUUUAUUAAUUAAAAAUAAUCUUUUCCAUGUGGCAUAUGAAAUUCAAUUAUAUAGUGUGAAAGUGUAAUGAAUUAAUAAUGUGAUAAAACUUUUGCCAUCCCAAGAAAUAAUUAUAAAAUUUAAUAGAGCAAUCUACCAAGCAUUGGAGAGUGUUUAAAUGCGUGUCUGUGUCUGUUUAUUAUAAUCUUGGCGAAAAGGGAUUAAUUCACUUGAGUGUUGUUAAAGGAUUAAACCCUUCGCCUCCUCGAAUUGAUGAAUGAACAAAUUUUUAUUGCAUCUCACGUUGACAUCAUUUGGGAGUUGUCGAAAAACCAUAAAACUGUUGGCAUUUAAUUUUCUCCCAUUCCGUUUACAUUGAGUUUUGUGACCCACACACAUUUCUCAUUUCUCAAAGGGAGCUUCAAAUGUUCGUCAACACCAUUUCGCUAACAUUUGUCAUUUACACAGUAACAGAGUAAAUUUGAGUGACCAUCUCUGGAUAAGGGUAUUUAACAAACGAUGUGAAAUGGAAAAUUGAAUUGGGAAAUCUCAUUCAACUGAUUGAAAGCGAUCAGCUAAACUCUCAAAUGCCAGUUUGGAGAAAAGAAAAUCAGAAUUGUUAGAAAUGAAAUAAGCGAUUCACUUUUAAGAGCCCUUACCCAAGGAAGAGUGAAACCUAAAGUGGCUGUAUAAACCACAACAACAACUUAACAUUGCACAGAAUUAAAACACAGUUACCACAGUGUGUCCCCAAAGAAAUUUCACCCGUCCAAAGAGGUGAAACAAACAAAGACAAUAUGAAAUAGGAAACCUAUAUCACAGCCAGAAUAUUGUUCGCACGCAUUAAAUAUGUUGUUAAAAAGCCAAUUAUUGGAAAAUGGAAAAACCACAACAUCAACAUCAACCUGCAAUGCUUUAAUGUCAUAAACACAGAAAGUUUAUGAAUUUGUGCGGUUAAUCUCGGAGUAGAUCCAACGGUCACCGUACUCUUUAAUUUUGUGAAAUUUGCAAUUAAAAAUGUUGUAACACACUUUUCCGCUGAGCAAACAUUCCGACAUCAGCAGUAACACUAUCUGCUGAAGCAAAAAUUUCCACUUUAAUAACCAGGAAUAACAAGUGGGACGAAUAAUUGGCCACUGCAUAAACAGGAGCAGCAUCCGUAGCCGCAGCAGAGGAAGGUCCUAAUUGCACUUGAGCUGCUGUUUAUAUUUAAUACCGACAACGAAAUGGAAUACUUUCUGCGAGAGUAUAUGGCUCGUAGUAUAUUGCCUCAUUUAAAUGUGGCCACAGUAAAGAGAAGGUAUCGCAGCACGAGUGGCGGUGAUGGCGAUGGGGGUGGUGCUGGUCAACACAAAACAAACAUCACGACAACGACGACAACAACAAAUUUAAGCAUAACGAAUGCAAUUCAACAAAGUGACAGGGAAGGCAGUAUCGUUGACGGUGGCGAUAGCAACCUGUAUUUCAUAGAACCCCAACAGCAAUUACUUUUGGAAGCAUUCGACUCAGACAUGGGCAUGGAUGUUCGAACGCAGUCCGAUAUAGAUUAUGGUGAAUAUUCGAGCUCGGACAACACAACUGCAACCUCCACAUCCACGUAUCAUCUGUUAGAAUCGUUGGCCAGUGUGACGACCACAACGAUUUCAUCGAUAUCGCAUCAAGUGACACAACACACAAACGAAAGCUUCCGACUGUUGCGUGGUGACCACAAUGUCAGCACUUCCAUGUAUGCCGCCGCCAACUGUGAGGGCGAAUGCCACCCUGAUAUGGAGUUGAAUGAGACAUGGUCUCUUGACGCCUGUGGAGAUGAUGGCGGCGAUGGUGACACUUUGUCAUCAGUUUACUUCAUAACGGCGGUUUAUCUCCUCUACAUUCCAAUAUUUGUAUUUGCUCUGCUUGGUAAUGGCACCGUGUGCUAUAUUGUCCAAUCAACGCCACGCAUGCGCACCGUCACAAAUUAUUUCAUAGCAAAUCUGGCCAUGGGUGAUAUAUUGAUGUCGCUGUUUUGUGUUCCCUCCUCGUUCAUAUCAACUUUUAUAUUGGGCUAUUGGCCGUUUGGUAUAGCACUGUGUCAUUUUGUCAACUACUCGCAAGCUGUGUCGGUACUGGUGAGUGCUUACACAUUGGUGGCUAUAUCAAUUGAUCGGUAUAUAGCUAUUAUGUGGCCGCUGAGGCCGAGAAUAACUAAGAGAUAUGCCAAGUUCAUAAUAGUUGGGAUAUGGUUCAUCGCUUUGGCCACCGCGUUACCAAUACCAAUUGUUUCAAAAUUAGUACAGCCUGGUGAUUGGUAUGAACUGUGUGGAAGAUACAUCUGUAAGGAAGAAUGGCCCACAGCCGAACAAAACUAUUACUACACGCUGGCAUUGCUGACACUGCAAUUUAUUGUUCCAUUGUCGGUGCUAAUUUUCACCUACACCCGCAUUGCACUGGCCGUUUGGGGCAAGCGACCUCCGGGUGAGGCGGAAAAUUCUCGAGAUCAACGCAUGGCUAGGUCGAAACGUAAGAUGAUUAAAAUGAUGGUGACUGUGGUGAUUGUCUUUACAAUGUGUUGGCUACCGUUCAAUAUACUGUCCCUACUUUUAAAUGACGAAGAGGUUCGAAGUUGGGGAGCAUUACCGUACGCCUGGUUCGCUGUUCAUUGGCUGGCGAUGUCACACAGUUGCUAUAAUCCCAUCAUUUACUGCUACAUGAAUGCCCGUUUCCGCGGUGGUUUCCUGCAGAUAAUUUACCGGGUACCCGGUCUGCGGCGUUGCUGCUGUCUGCGACGAUAUUUACACACGCGUGGCGAUCGUAGCUAUGAGACCACUGGAACGGACGAUGCAUUCCACCUGCAGCGUGUGAACACAUGCACCACAUUCAUCAGCACAAGGCGAAAGUUGCGCACGAAUUCUAUGCAAACGAGUCAAUCUUCAUGUGCGGAAACAACGGUGUUGCGGUAGUGCCAGGCCCCACUUAGACACGUUGAACCGGAUAAUUUGAAUAAAUUCAUGUGAACAUGGAAAAAAUCAACAUCUCUGCUGCACCUGGGAAAUUUGUUACUGAAAAUCUCGAAUAUUUCAAACAUAUUUCGAUGCAUUUUCUUAGACAUAAUAUUUUGAAACCAAUUAGUUAAAAAAAAACAUAGGAAAAUACAUUUUAAAAGUUUCUGAUGGAAAUUUUCGUUUAUUAUGCAAGGCAAAUUAUAUGUUAGUAAAUAUUGUGCGGUAACAUUGGGUGAUAUUCCUAAAUUACUUGUUAACAGGUUGAGAUACAUAAAGUAAUUGGCAAUCCAAUUCGUUAUAAUGGUAAGGCCAUGUGAAAAAAUUCCAGGGAUGAUGCCAAUUGCUUUGGGUAUCUCCACCUCUAAAGUUCAUAUUCUCGAUGCAUAGAUCUUUUGUUAUGUCGCAAUUUAUUGUGAUAUAUUUUUUUAAAUAUUGAGGAAUAUGCACAUUAAAUU